UGAUGACAUCUCCCGGUAUAAACACGGGCGGUCCAAUAUUCCUCGGUAAUUAGCUGCAGUCGGGACCCAGGGGACGGAUGAACCUAAUUCUCCGGUGUCUAAACGAACACUCCCGACACAAACCGACCAAGUCCCCCCGUUGCUAACGGUAGUUUUUGAGGAAUAGAAACUGUUUUCGUCAGAGCUGCGUAGACGAGGGACCGGAGGACCGGGCGGUUCUUCUCUCUACAUUGACCUGAGUUAAUGGUCACUUCCCCGCCUGUCGUCCGGUGCUGCAGCAGCUCUGACCCGCUCCUUUCUGUGGAUGGUACCGGGAAAAGAAGCAGAAUGGAGUUUCGGUGGAGCCUCCCCCGAUGCUCCCACACGGUGAGGUAACCGGAGCGGGACGGGGUUACCUCACGCUCACACAUCACAGAGCAGCGACCUGUUGCCGGUGACGCAGAGAGGAUGAACGGAGCCGCAGCAACGUUACUCCUGCUGCUGGUCAGCGGCCGCGCUGCCUUCACUGUCUCCCGCUCCCUGAACGCACCGCAGGACGGAGUGGUUCUGCCUCCGGACGGACUGACAGACGGUACCGACGCUCUGACCGCAACCGUGACAGGUGUGGACAGACGGCGGCACCCCCUGCUGGAGAAGAUUCGUCCCUUUGUCGUGGUGGACGGACAGAGACAGAGCCUCGCUGAAGCUCUACAGGACGGACACCCUGACCGGCUGCAGUGUGGACUGGAGGUGGGAGGACGACUUUUCCUGCUGGACCUGGAGAAGAACCACGACCUGCUGCCCAAACCCCCCAACAUCUUUUACUACCUGCCCAACGGCACCGGAGUGUCUGUGAAAGCCCACCCUGUGACUCACUGUUAUUACCACGGCAGCGUCAGAGGGUUCCCUCAGUCCAGAGUGGCUCUGAGCACCUGCUCCGGACUCCGAGGCGUCAUCGCCAUCAACUCCACGCUGAGCUUCGAGCUGCAGCCGCAGGACGACGGCCUCCGUCACCCGCACCUCCACCAGGGGGAGGAGGAGGAGGGGGGAGGAGGGGAGAGCGGAGGAGAUGGUAUCCACCUGCUGUUCUCCACCAGUCCUCUGGAGGGCGACAGAGCUGGAGGUUGCGGGGUUUCCCACACCGCUGUCCCGCCCAUCCACAGCUCCACACACACACACAGGAGGAAGAGAGACAUCCUGUCUGAGACCAAGUACAUCGAGCUGGUGCUGGUGGUCGACCACCAGGAGUUCCUGAAUUACCAGAAGAACAACAAGACCAUCAUGUACCGGAUGCUGGACGUGGCCAACCAGGUGGACUGGUUCUACCGCCCUCUGAACGUGCGGGUGGCGCUGACCGGUCUGGAGAUCUGGAGCGACCGAGACAAGAUCCGGGUGGAGAAGAGUCCGACGGACACUCUCAACAACUUCCUGGAGUGGAGAACCAGAGAGCUGCUGCCGCGCCUUCGCCAUGACAACGCCCAGCUCGUCAUGGGCGGGUCGUUUGACGGCACAACGGUGGGGAUGGCGUCUCAGUCAUCCAUGUGCUCCAGAGACAGGUCAGGAGGAGUCAACGUGGAUCACCUGGUCAGCGUUCUGGGCGUGGCCUCCACUGUUGCUCACGAGCUCGGUCACAAUCUGGGGAUGAGCCACGACACCGCCGAACGCCGCUGCGCCUGCCAGAACGAACCGCGGCUCGGAGGAUGCAUCAUGGAGCCGUCAACUGGGUUCAUGCCGGGUCAGCAGUUCAGCAGCUGCAGCGCCGCAGACCUGUCCGUCAGCCUGCUGCACGGAGGCGGGAUGUGUCUGUUCAACGUGCCGCAGCCGGACCACCUGCUGGGGGGGCCGCGCUGUGGGAACCUGUACGUGGAGAAAGGAGAGGAGUGUGACUGCGGCCUGCUUGAGGAGUGUGAUGACCCGUGCUGUAACGCCUCCACCUGUCGGCUGGUUCCUGGAGCUCAGUGUUCAUCUGAUGGAAUCUGCUGCCAGGACUGUAAAUUGCGGUCAGCGGGCUCAGUGUGUCGGGAGCCACUGGGGGAAUGCGACCUCGCCGAGUUCUGCACCGGCUCCUCCCCCCACUGCCCCCCCAACGUCUUCCUGCAGAACGGAGAGCCCUGCGAGGACGGCGCCUCCUACUGCUACGGAGGAGUCUGCGCCAGCAUGCACACCCAGUGCCAGAUGCUGUGGGGCCCCAACGCCACCUCUGCUCCAGCUGUUUGUUUCUCAUCAGUCAACAAACAGGGAAACAAAUAUGGAAACUGUGGUCAGCUGACCAACGGCUCCUACAUCCCCUGUGGACACUCGGACGUUCACUGUGGCAGGGUCCAGUGUCAGGGGGGGAGGGAGCGCCCCCUGCUGGGCACCAACGCAGAGAUCCUCACCACCACGGUCCACUUCAACCACAGCGACCUGGUCUGCAGAGGAACCUACUUCCACCUGGGUGACGACGUGUCCGACCCCGCCGCCGUGGCCCAGGGUACCGCCUGCGGGCCCGGAAAGGCCUGUUUGAACCGGAGGUGUCAGGACGCGUCGGUGUUCGGCGUGGACGAGUGUCGCGGGAAGUGUAACGGUCACGGGGUGUGUAACAGCAACAAGAACUGUCACUGUGAUGUGGGCUGGGCUCCACCUGACUGCAGGUACUCAGGUCAUGGAGGCAGCGUGGACAGUGGACCGGCCCGAUCUGCUCGAGAGUCUGACCCCGUCCGAGUCGCCAUGCUUGUCAUCUUCCUCUUCAUCCUGCCCGUGGUCCUCCUCUUCCUCGCUCUUCGCUUCCCUCGUUUCCGGCGGAGUCUCCUCUGUCUGGGACCGAACAGCCCGUUUCACAAAGCUCGACAACACAACCGGACUCCGGCGAUGGAGCGAGUCGACGGCAGGAACGGCGAGCAGGUCCGACCGCUGAGAUACCACCUGAACCCACCGACUGACAUCCCACUGACCCCGCCCCACAAAGAGGUUCAUGACAGACCUGCUCCUCCCUCUAAGCCACUCCCCCCUGACCCCGCCCUAAAAUCCCAGUCGCAGUCUGAUAAACUGCGACGGGCCCCCCCCACCAAGCCUCUGCCCCCCGACCCCCCCACCCCCACCGACCAGCAGCUGGUGAGUCGACCAGCUCCACCCAACAAGCCACUCCCCCCCGACCCCAUCUCACCUGCACAGGUUCCUGUCCCACUCAAACCUCUGGUGCCCAAGAAGCCCCGCCCACUGGCGCCGCCGUCCAACCCCUACCUGCCCCCCCACCCCGGGUACCCCCCCAGCACCAAACCACCCCCGCAUGGAGCCGUCGCACCUGCAGCUGCCCCCAACAGACGACCUCCUGCUCCUCCUGCUCCUCCGCUCCGACCCACAGUCCCUCAGAAAGUCCAGACGUCGCCUCCUCUUUAACCUGGG
Molecule: messenger RNA, 3363 nt
Organism: Seriola dumerili (greater amberjack)
Lineage: Eukaryota; Metazoa; Chordata; Actinopteri; Carangiformes; Carangidae
Gene: adam15
Product: ADAM metallopeptidase domain 15
Exons: 26
Coding region: 448-3357 (969 amino acids)
Biological process (GO): proteolysis; integrin-mediated signaling pathway; innate immune response
Molecular function (GO): metalloendopeptidase activity; integrin binding
Source: RefSeq, a predicted model, not a curated record